This is a messenger RNA of Lolium rigidum, 6376 nucleotides long. Its product is annotated as lysine-specific histone demethylase 1 homolog 3. Bases 222 to 5744 code for a protein of 1840 amino acids. The record is from RefSeq and is a predicted model, not a curated record. Gene Ontology annotation, molecular function: oxidoreductase activity; protein binding. The transcript is spliced from 8 exons. Lineage: Eukaryota; Viridiplantae; Streptophyta; Magnoliopsida; Poales; Poaceae.
AGCGCCACCACCUCGUUUCGCCGGCGGCCCUCCCCGGCACGGCGAGCUCGCCUACCUCGUCCACGAGAUCCACCCGCCCCCGCCUCCCUCUUCCCCGGUCGACGGCGCAGGUGAGCUCCAGUCGACAUCCUUCCUCCCUGGGAUUCCCCCCCUGUCCUGGAGGCCCAAACCCUAGCUGGCGUGGAGGCGGCUGGUGGCGCGGCGGGCGGGCGUCAGGCCAGAUGGAAGAUACCUUGGCUAAUAUAAGGAAGAAGCUGAAGAGGCAGAAGAAGGGGAAGGAGGAGGGCGAUGGCGUGGCGGCGGUGGCAGGAGAAGGGGAUGAGGCCGGCGAGGUGCUCGCCGCCCAGCAGGAAGAUCUGCACGGCGGAGAUGAUGAUAUGGGCGAAGGCGUCGCCGACGAGAACGGCAAUCUGGAGGGUCACGUGAAUGUGGUUCUUGGCUUGAAAUAUUCAGGCGAUUUAGGGUUGGAGGACUCCCUGUCUGUGCUCUUUAGGAAACCUGGCCGGAAGCCUAGGCAGCAGGUCUCCAGUAAGGAGGAAGAAGAUGUUGAAGUUGCUGAUUCACAUAAGGAAGAAGAAGGUGUUGAAGUUGCCAAUUCACAUAAGAAGGAAGACCAAGGUGUUGAAGUUGCCGAUUCACAUGCUGAGGAGGUUCUAGACACCAGAUCUGGUUUGCCUUCGGAUACGCCGGCUGUAGGCAAGAAAAGGCGAAGGCGUCGCACCAAGGAAGAAAUGAGGAUUGCUGCGGAGAAUUCUGCAACCGCAAUGGUCAGCGAUCGAUUGCUCAGGAGGUCAAAGGCGAAGCCAAAGGCUAGCCACUCUGAUAAGCCCUCGAAGGUUGGCACCAAUGAAGCUUCUGGAGAGUUAGCUUCCGAGUCACCCCCUGAUUUGGAAAAGAAGUCUAUUGAGAAAGAAGAGGCUGCGGAUGAUGGUUUGUGUUGCGUAUCGUUGGGAGAAACGCUUCUACAAGAUGUGGAAACCAGUAGAGUAGUCGAGGAUGGUUCUAGGAACUCUUCUGAUGGGGCAAGUCAUCCUGUUGAAGUUUCAGCUAGGGAUAGUAAUUUCCCGGGCUUAAAUCCUUGUUCAGCAGGACCACAUGCUGAAGUAGCAUCGCAAAGUGCAGUAAAUGCAUCCGCUGAUGGUAUUUCUGAUGCGCAGACAUGUUCCGAAACAUUAGCAGAUGAUAGAAAUGCUGACGCUGAUUGUUCUCAGGAUGAGCCACCGGUACCAGCCAUCAAAAGGAAAACUGGUCCAAAAUCAAAAGAAGGGCCCAAAAAACCUGUUAGAAGAAAAGAGUUGCCUGUGGCUGGUACUAUUGAUGAACCAGUUGAGAUAGUAGAAAGUGAUGUGUCGUCGAAGCAGCGACGCAAAAAUAAAAUUCUUUUGGCAAGACCUAGCACUUUGCAAUCUAAUUCCACUCUGGCCAAUGAUGCAAGUCGUACAGGCGACCUUAAAUAUGGCAAUGUCAUACCAAAUGCAGCUGUGCCAGCAGAAGAAAACUUAGAUCAGCCAGCUGCUUUUGGGGUUCGUGGAUCCUGUGUCGCCAAGAAUUCACUUCCCUCUUGUAACAUGGCAGCAUCUGCAAAAGAAGUAGAUAUUGUUGAUGUGGCAGCACCAUCUGAUUUGGAGGACACACAGAAUGCGCCAAAGGUGAAACGUGUAACACGUAGUGCUAAAAAACGUAAAUAUGGUGACAUGGCAUAUGAGGGCGAUCUUGAUUGGGAAACUCUAAUGCAAGAGCAGGGGCUGUUCUCGAACCCCUCAGCUGGAUUUGCAGAUAAAGCUGUCAAAUCAAAAGAUAAAAUUAAAGCUUUGGAAGUUUCCGAGAAUGGACGUGUUGCUGCAGUAAGUGCUGGCCUGAUGGCGAAGGCGGUUUCUCCAAUUGAAAAGAUAAAGUUCAAGGAUGUGCUGAAGCGCAAGGGUGGCCUUCAGGACUACCUGGAGUGCAGGAACAUGAUCUUAAGUUGCUGGAACAAGGAUGUCAAACAUCUAUUGGAUCUUGCAGAUUGCGGUCUUUCUAAUGUUCCCUUGAAAGAUGAUGAUUUGCCGCGUCAAACACUUAUACGCGAUGUGUAUGUUUUCUUAGAUCAGAAUGGUUACAUAAAUACUGGAAUUGCAUCAGCCAAGGUGAUGAAGGGUCACGGAACUCCUUGUUCUGAAGUUGUGGAAAUAGCCAAGCUAAAUGAAUCACGUGAAAUGAAGCCAGUCAGCUUUCAAGGUGGCAUUGACUCUGUAUCUUGUCAGAAUAAAGGUCAUGAUAAUGGUACUUUUGGACCUCUGACAGAAGAAUCGAAGGAAAAUAAUGUCCCUGACACUCCCUGUGAUGCCCAAGCUUUGAUACCUCCCUUACAGUCCAACAUGCAGAUAUUUGAAGAAAAUAAUUUAGAUGUAUCAACUGAAGGUAGAGAUGCAUCACUACCAUCCAUCCAUAUUAGUUCAGUUGGAAACACUGAAGGCCCCAUUCUCCAUCAACCAGAAGCAGCUAUUGUAGAACAUUCUCCAAACAACUGUGAAUUAAACCAUAGAGCUGAAUCUGUUCGGUCUUGCAAAAGGAUAAUCAUUGUUGGAGCUGGCCCAGCAGGUUUAACUGCUGCACGCCAUUUGCGGCGUCAAGGUUUUGCUGUUACUGUUCUUGAAGCACGUGACAGGAUUGGUGGUCGUGUUUUUACAGAUCGUACAUCGCUUUCAGUCCCUGUCGAUUUGGGUGCUAGCAUUAUUACGGGUGUGGAAGCUGAUAUAGCAACUGAAAGAAGGGCCGAUCCAUCCUCUUUGAUUUGUUCUCAGCUUGGUCUUGAACUGACUGUACUGAAUAGUGCUUGCCCUCUCUAUGAUGUUGUAACUGGCAACAAGGUUCCUGAUGAUUUGGACGAGGAUAUGCAAUCUGAAUACAAUGGUCUUGUUGAUGAAAUGGAACAACUUUUUGCACAAAAUGGUGAAAGUGCUAUGGGUUUAUCCCUUGAGGAUGGGCUGGAAUAUGCUCUUAGGAAGAAACGUGGAGCUCAUGCUGUUUCUUCGGUGGGACAGGAUAAUCAGUUAUUAAGUAGAUCCAAUGCAGGAGGCUUAGACAUUUCUGUAAGUGCUUCAACAGAAAAGGAGAUAGCUGGUUGUGGGAGGGAUGAUAAGAUAGAUGUUCUCAGCCCUAUCGAAAGAAGAGUUAUGAAUUGGCACUUUGCACAUUUAGAGUAUGGUUGUGCUGCAAUGCUCAACUCCGUCUCUCUUCCAUAUUGGAACCAGGAUGAUGUGUAUGGAGGGUUCGGAGGACCUCAUUGUAUGAUUAAAGGUGGUUAUGGCGCUGUGCUUGAGAGCCUUGCAGAAGGGGUUGAUAUUCAGUUAAACCAUGUGGUAACUGAAAUAAUUUACAGGUCCGAGGAGUCAGCUGCUAGGGGUAUUGAUGGGAAAACUGUUAAAGUUUCCACUUCAAAUGGAGGUGAAUUUGUGGGAGAUGCUGUGUUGAUCACUGUUCCUCUUGGUUGUUUGAAAGCAAAUGCAAUCAAAUUUUCUCCUUCCUUGCCAGACUGGAAAAUCUCUUCCAUUGACAAGCUUGGAUUUGGUGUUCUAAAUAAAAUAGUAUUGGAGUUUCCUGAGGUCUUUUGGGAUGAUGAUAUGGAUUACUUUGGUGCAACUGCAGAAGAAACCGAUUUAAGGGGACAAUGCUUUAUGUUUUGGAAUCUCAAAAAGACACUUGGGGCACCAGUUCUUAUAGCUCUACUUGUUGGGAAGGCUGCUAUAGAUGGACAAAGUAUCAGUUCUGAUGUUCAUGUUAGUAAUGCCAUGGUUGUUCUCCGUAAGCUCUUUACAGAUGCUGCUAUACCAGAUCCAGUAGCAUCAGUUGUCACAAACUGGGGCCUUGAUCCUUAUAGUAGAGGUGCUUACUCUUAUGUUGCAGUAGGAGCAUCAGGACAAGAUUAUGACAUUCUGGGACGGCCAGUUGCAAACUGUUUAUUUUUUGCUGGUGAAGCAACAUGCAAAGAGCACCCAGAUACUGUUGGUGGUGCAAUUUUAAGUGGUCUUCGAGAAGCAGUUCGGAUUAUUGAUUUGGUACACAGUGGUAAGGAUUAUGUUGCUGAGGUGGAAGCUCUACAGACAGACCAAACACAGUCAGAUAGUGAAAGAAAUGAAAUGAGAGAUAUGUCGAAUAAACUUGAAGCACAUGAACUUUCAACUGCUUUAUGCAAAAAUUCGUCUGAUGCAUCAUAUGCAGUAGUUAGCAAGGAAUCUUUACUGCAAGAAAUGUUCUUCAGUGCGCAAACUACAUCAGGGCGCCUACAUUUGGCUAAGGAGCUACUGAAGCUUCCUCCAAAUGCUCUUAAAUCAUUUGCUGGGUCUAAAGAAGGACUAACCAAACUAAACUCUUGGAUACUUGAUUCAUUGGGAAAAAAUGCAACUCAACUAUUGCGGCAUUGUGUGCGCUUGCUUCUGCUUGUUUCGACUGAUCUGCUAGCUGUUCGCUUGUCUGGAAUUGGGAGGACUGUAAAAGAAAAGGUUUGUGUGCAUACAAGUCGAGAUAUACGUGCUAUAGCUCGCCAGUUGGUCAGUAUGUGGAUAGAAGUUUUCCGUAAAGAAAAGGCUAGCAACGGUGGACUCAAAAUGCUGCGCCGAAUGCCAUCAGUUGAAUCGAACAAGACUAGAAGUAAGGGUCUACAAUCUGGAAUGCCUACUUCGCAUUUGUCAAAUGAAGCAGGUGCACGGCGUGUAAGAUCUGCUGGAAGCCAUUCACCGCACAAAACUAGCAAGAAGCCAGAUAACAAGGCUUUGAAAUUAGAAAGCAUAAUGGCUACAAGGUCUGAUGGCAGCUCAAUUCGUUCUCAGAAGCAACAUCAUGAUGUAGAACCCAAGGUGGACCAUGGCAUGGUUAUGUCCGAGGAAGAAGCUGCUGCAUUUGCUGCUGCUGAGGCUGCUCGAGCUGCUGCCAUAGCAGCUGCACAGGCAUAUGCAUCUGCCGAUGCAGCGAUAAGUGUGCCUAGGGAACUCCCUAAGAUACCAUCAUUUCGUACUUUUGCGAGGCGUGAUCAUCAUUUGGAUGAAUCUGAUACAAGAAAGAAAGUGAUAAGUGACAACCUUGGGAGACUUGAAUGCAUAUCAGAGAUUGAUUCCAGGAAUGGAAAAACUAAGAACUCAUCAGCUGGGCAGGCUGAUUGUCCUGAUGUUGACAGCUCGAAAAUGACUAUUGAUAACUGUACUCAGAGGAGCUUUUCAAACGAGAAAACCUGCCCAAUCAGUAUAAGGGAUAAUUCUGUAGAUAGUGGAGCUGUAGACAGUCGGUUUACUAGGGCAUGGGUUGAUACAGAUACAAUCUGCAUUGAUGGUGUCAAAGAUCCUUUAGCCAUUGAGAGGUGGCAAGCACAAGCAAUGGAAGCAGAUAAAGAAUUCUACAGCCGGAUAUGCAUACCUGAAGAAGAUUCAAGUAGCCAAAAGCAGACAUGUAAAAGUUCUGCCUCGCAGGUUGCAGAAAGCAAACCUGCAUCUGAAGGACAAUUGCGAGGUGUAGAACAUAUAAAACAGGGGCUUAUAAAUUUCAUAGGCACACUGCUGAUGCCUCUUUACAAAAGUAAAAAGAUCGACAGGGAGACGUACAAGACAAUGAUGCGAAAAGCUGUCACAAAGAUCAUGGAUGCAUGCACCGAAGGAGAGAAGCUGAUGACUUCUAACGAAUUUCUUGAUUUUAGAAGGAAAACUAAGAUUCAAACCUUUGUGGACAAGUUGGUUGAGAGGCAUUGGCAUGUGGCUCCAGCUCCCAAAUCAUAACAUGUACAUAUCCAGGAAGCUGUUACAUGUAGGGAAGCAAAGUUCUCUUUGCAGACUAUGCUGUCGCUCAGCAGGCAUUGGCUCCCUGAGAACUAAAAAAGAAACCAGACAUUGUUUCAUAAGCCUUGGGUGCAAAAUCACCAUGUUGCCUGUAACUCAGAUUAUCAGGGAGACUUUCUGGAAGACCAUGAACCAGAUUGGCACAUUCAUCCUUGUGUAUUGCAUUUGAUAUCACCGCCAUCAUGAUCGUGGCAAUGUGCGUUUUGAGACUGGUUUAAUGCUAGAUCUCAGUGCACUCGACAAACAUGGCAACAUGCAGUGAGCUUGCACUCGACAAACAUGGCAACAUGCAGUGAGCUUGCACUCGACAAACAUGGCACACAUGCGUAUGAAGUUCUGGGACUCAAGCGUUCUGCAUGGUCUCAUAUGCAAUGAUGGCUUGUAUGUAUUACCAGACAGUAGUUUAGGUCAGCUGAGCGGAUUGAUGUUGUUGUUUGUUCAGAGAUAACUUACACCAGAGUAGACCCCAUCUUUCUCUUUGAUGUAUAGACUAUAGAUCUCUAGCUUCCUAUUCUGUUUCUAACAAUCAUCUAACUCAUAGUCGGUUAUGUUAAAAUCGUCGCAGUUUGGCU